Messenger RNA from Closterium sp. NIES-65, 10631 nucleotides. Lineage: Eukaryota; Viridiplantae; Streptophyta; Zygnematophyceae; Desmidiales; Closteriaceae. The record is from the annotation of a GenBank genome assembly.
CUUUCUGUCACCCCGCCCCAUUCUCCCUCUUUCCAUCACCCCGCCCCAUUCUCCCUCUUUCCAUCACCCCGACCCAUUCUCCCGCUUUCCAUCACCCCGCCCCAUUCUCCCUCUUUCCAUCACCCCGCCCCAUUCUCCCUCUUUCCAUCACCCCGCCCCAUUCUCCCGCUUUCCAUCACCCCGCGCCAUUUAACCUCUUUCCAUCACCCGCCCCAUUCUCCCGCUUUCCAUCACUCCGCCCUGUUCUCCCGCUUUCCAUCACUCCGCCCCAUUCUCCCGCUUUCCAUCACCCGGCUCCAUUGUCCCGCUUUCCAUCACCCCGCCCAAUUCUCCCUCUUUCUAUCACCCCUUCCCAUUCUCCCUCUUUCCAUCACCCCGCCCCAUUCUUCUGCUUUCCAUCACCCCGCCCCAUUCUCCCUCUUUCCAUCACCCUGCCCCAUUCUCCCUCUUUCCAUUUCCCCGCCCCAUUCUCCUGCUUUCCAUCACCCCGGCCCAUUCUCCCUCUUUCCAUCACCCCGCCCCAUUCUCCUGCUUUCCAUCACCCCGCUCCAUUCUCCCGCUUUCCAUCACCGCGCCCAACUCUCCCGCUUUCCAUCACCCCUCUCCAUUCUCCCUCUUUCCAUCUCCCCGCCCCAUUCUCCUUCUUUCCAUCAACCCAUCCCAUUCUCCCUCUUUCCGUCACCCAACCCCAUUCUCCCUGUUUCCAUCACCUCGCCCCAUUCUCCCUCUUUCCAUCACCCCGCCCCAUUCUUCCUGUUUCCAUCACCUCGCCCCAUUCUCUCGCUUUCCAUCACCCCUCCCUAUUCUCCCUCUUUCCAUCACCCCGCCCCAUUCUCCCGCUUUCCAUCACCCCGCCCCAUUCUCCAACUUUCCAUCACCCCGCCCCAUUCUCCCUCCUUCCAUCACCCGCCCCAUUCUCCCUCCUUCCAUCACCCCACCCCAUUCUCCCUCCUUCCAUCACCCCGCCCCAUUCUCCCGCUUUCCAUCACCACGCCUCAUUCUCCCGCUUUCCAUCACCCCGCCCCAUACUCCCGCUUUCCAUCACCCCGCCCCAUUCUCCCGCUUUCCAUCACCCCGCCCCAUUCUCCCGCUUUCCAUCACCCCGCCCCUUUCUCCCGCUUUCCAUCACCCCGCCCCAUUCUCUCGCUUUCCAUCACCCCGCCCCAUUCUCCCGCUUUCCAUCACACUGCCCCAUUCUCCUGCUUUCCAUCACCCCUCUCCAUUCUCCCUCUUUCCAUCACCCCGCCCCAUUCGCCCUCUUUCCAUCACCCCUCCCCAUUCUCCCUCUUUCCAUCACCCCGCCCCAUUCUCCCUCUUUCCAUCACCUCGCCCCAUCCUCCCUCUUUCCAUCACCCCGCACCAUUCUCCCGCUUUCCAUCACCCCGCACCAUUCUCCCGCUUUCCAUCACCGCGCCCCAUUCUACUGCUUUCCAUCACCCCGUCCCAUUCUCCCGCUUUCCAUCACCCCGCCCAAUUUUCCCUCUUUCCAUCACCCCGACCCAUUCUCCUUCUUUCCAUCACCCCGCCCCAUUCUCCCCCAAUCCAUCACCCCUCCCCAUUUUCACUCUUUCCAUCACCCCGUCCCAUUCUCCGGCUUUCCAUCACCCCGCCCCAUUCUCCCUCUUUCCAUCACCCCGCCCCAUUCUCCCUCCUUCCAUAACCCCGCCCCAUUCCCCCGCUUUCCAUCACCCCGCCCCAUUCUCCCGCAUUCGAUCACCCCGCCCCAUUCUCCCUCCUUCCAUCACCCCGCCCCAUUCUCCCGCUUUCCAUCACCCCACCCCAUUCUUCCGCAUUCCAUCACCCCGCCCCAUUCUCCCGCUUCCCAUCACCUCGCCCCAUUCUCCCGCAUUCCAUCACCCCGCCCCAUUCUCCCGGUUUCCAUCACCCCGCCCCCUUCUCCCUCCUUCCAUCACCCUGCCCCAUUCUCCCUCCUUCCAUCACCCCGCCCCUUUCUCCCGCUUUCCAUCAGCCUGCCCCAUUCUCCCGCUUUCCAUCACCCCGCCCCAUUCUCCUGCGUUCCAUCUCCCCGCCCCAUUCUCCCGGUUUCCAUAACCCCGCCCCCUUCUCCCUCCUUCCAUCACCCCGCCCCAUUCUCCCUCCUUCCAUCAUCCCGCCCCUUUCUCCCGCUUUCCAUCAGCCCGCCCCAUUCUCCCGCUUUCCAUCACCCAGCCCCAUUCUCCCGCUCUCCAUCACCCCGCCCCGUUCUCACGCUUUCCAUCACCCCGCCCCAUUCACCCGCUUUCCAUCACCCCGCCUCAUUCCGCUCCUCUCCGUCACCCCGCCCCAUUCUCCCGCUUUCCAUCACCUCGCCCCAUUCUCACGCUCUCCAUCACCCCGCCCAAUUCACCCGCUUUCCAUCACCCCGCCCCAUUCUCACGCUUUCCAUCACCCCACCCCACUCCCGCUUUCCAUCACCCCGCCCCAUUCUCCCGCUUUCCAUCACCUCGCCCCAUUCUCACGCUUUCCAUCACCCCGCCCCAUUCUCCCGCUUUCCAUCACCCCGCCCCAUUCUCCCUCCUUCCAUCACCCCGCCUCAUUCUCCCUCCUUCCAUCACCCCGCCCCAUUCUCCUGCUUUCCAUCACCCCGCCCCAUUCUCCCGCUUCCCAUCACCCCGCCCCAUUCUCCCGCUUUCCAUCACCCCGCCCCAUUCUCCCGCAUUCCAUCACCCCGCCCCAUUCUCCCGCUUUCCAUAACCCCGCCCCAUUCUCCUGCUUCCAUCACCCUGCCAUAUUCUCCCACUUUCCAUCACCCCGCCCCAUUCUCCCUCCUUCCAUCACCCGCCCCAUUCUCCCUCCUUCCAUCACCCCACCCCAUUCUCCCUCCUUCCAUCACCCCGCCCCAUUCUCCCGCUUUCCAUCACCACGCCUCAUUCUCUCGCUUUCCAUCACCCCGCCCCAUACUCCCGCUUUCCAUCACCCCGCCCCAUUCUCCCGCUUUCCAUCACCCCGCCCCAUUCUCCCGCUUUCCAUCACCCCGCCCCUUUCUCCCGCUUUCCAUCACCCCGCCCCAUUCUCUCGCUUUCCAUCACCCCGCCCCAUUCUCCCGCUUUCCAUCACACCGCCCCAUUCUCCUGCUUUCCAUCACCCCUCUCCGUUCUCCCUCUUUCCAUCACCCCGCCCCAUUCGCCCUCUUUCCAUCACCCCUCCCCAUUCUCCCUCUUUCCAUCACCCCGCCCCAUUCUCCCUCUUUCCAUCACCUCGCCCCAUCCUCCCUCUUUCCAUCACCCCGCACCAUUCUCCCGCUUUCCAUCACCCCGCACCAUUCUCCCGCUUUCCAUCACCGCGCCCCAUUCUACUGCUUUCCAUCACCCCGUCCCAUUCUCCCGCUUUCCAUCACCCCGCCCAAUUUUCCCUCUUUCCAUCACCCCGACCCAUUCUCCCUCUUUCCAUCACCCCCCCCCAUUUUCCCCCAAUCCAUCACCCCUCCCCAUUUUCACUCUUUCCAUCACCCCGUCCCAUUCUCCCGCUUUCCAUCACCCCGCCCCAUUCUCCCUUUUUCCAUCACCCCGCCCCAUUCUCCCCCAAUCCAUCACCCCGCCCCAUUUUCACUCUUUCCAUCACCCCGUCCCAUUCUCCCGCUUUCCAUCACCCCGCCCAUUCUCCCGCUUUCCAUCACCCCGCUCCAUUCUCCCCCUUUCCAACACCCCACCCAAUUCUCCCUCUUUCCAUCACCCCUCCCCAUUCUCCCUCUUUCCAUCAUCCAGCCCCAUUCUCCCGCGUUCCAUCACCCCGCCCCAUUCUCCCUCUUUCCAUCAUCGCGCCCCAUUCUCCCUCUUUCCAUCACCCCGCCCCAUUCUCCCGCUUUCCAUCACCCCGUCCCAUGCUCCCGCUUUCCAUCACCCCGCCCCAUUCUCUCGCUUUCCAUCACCACGCCCCAUUCUCCCGCUUUCCAUCACCCCGCCCCAUUCUCCCGCUUUCCAUCACUCCGCCCCAUUCUCCCGCUUUCCAUCACCCCGCCCCAUUCUCCCGCUUUCCAUCACCCCGCCCCAUUCUUCUCCUUCCAUCACCCCGCCUCAUUCUACCUCCUUCCAUCACCCCGCCCCAUUCUCCCGCUUUCCAUCACCCCGCCCCAUUCUCCCGCUUUCCAUCACCCCGCCCCAUUCUCCCGCUUUCCAUCACCACGCCCCAUUCUCCCGCUUUCCAUCACCCCGCCCCAUUCUCCCUCCUUCCAUCACCCUGCCCCAUUCUCCCGCUUUCCGUCACCCCGCCCCAUUCUCCCGCUUUCCAUCACCUCGCCCCAUUCUUCUGCUUUCCAUCAACCCGCCCCAUUGUCCCGCUUUCAAUCACCCCGCCCCAUUCACCCGCAUUCUAUAACCCGCCCCAUUCUCCCGCUUUCCAUCAUCCCGCCCCGUUCUUCCGCUUUCCAUCACCCCGCCCCAUCCUCCCGCUUUUCAUCACCACGCCCCAUUCUCCCGCUUUCCAACACCCCGCCCCGUUCUCCCGCUUUCCAUCACCCCGCCCCAUUCUCCCGCUUUCCAUCACCCCGCCCCAUUCUCCCGCUUUCCAUCACUCCGCCCCAUUCUCCCGCUUUCCAUCACCCCGCCCCAUUCUCCCGCUUUCCAUCAACCCGCCCCAUUCUCCCUCUUUCCAUCACCCCGCCACAUUCUCCCGCUUUCCAUCACCCCUUUCAAUUCUCCCUCUUUCCGUCACCCCGCCCCAUUCUCCCACUUUCCGUCACCCCCCCCCAUUCUCCCGCUUUCCAUCACCCCGCUCCAUUCUCCCUCUUUCCAUCACCCCAACCCCAUUCUCCCGCUUUCCAUCACCCCGCCCCAUUCUCCCUCUUUCCAUCACCCCGCCCCAUUCUCCUGCUUUCCAUCACCCCGCCCCAUUCCCCUGCUUUCCAUCACCCCGCCCCAUUCUUCAUCAUGUUGCACCAACAAUUCUCCCGCUUUCCAUCACCCCGCUCCAUUGUCCCGCUUUCCACUACCCCGCCCAAUUCUCCCUCUUUCCAUCACCCCUCCCCAUUCUCCCUCUUUCCAUCACCCCGCCCCAUUCUCCCGCUUUCCAUCACCCCGCCCCAUUCUCCCUCUUUCCAUCACCCCGCCCCAUUCUCCCGCUUUCUAUCACCCCGCCCCAUUUUCCCGCUUUCCAUCACCCCUUUCCAUUCUCCUGCUUUCCAUCACCCCGCCCCAUUCUCCCGCUUUCCAUCAUCCCGCCCCAUUCUCCCUCUUUCCAUCACCCCGCCCCAUUCUCCCGCUUUCCAUCACCCCGCACCAUUCUUCCGCUUUCCAUCAUCCCGCCCCAUUCUCCCGCUUUCCAUCACCCCGCCCCAUUCUCCCGCUUUGCAUCACCCCGCCCCAUUCUCCCGCUUUCCAUCACCCCGCCCCAUUCUCCCGCUUUCCAUCACCCCUCCCCAUUCUCCCUCUUUCCAUCACCCCGCCCCAUUCUCCUGCUUUCCAUCACCCCGCCCCAUUCUCCCGCUUUCCAUCACCCCGCCCCAUUCUCCCUCUUUCCAUCACCCCGCCCCAUUCUCCCGCUUUCCAUCUCCCCACCCCAUUCUCCUGCUUUCCAUCACCCCGUCCCAUUCUCCCGCCUCUUUCCAUCACCCCGCCCCAUUCUCCCGCUUUCCAUCACCGCGCCCCAUUCUCCCGCUUUCCAUCACCCCGCCCCAUUCUCCCGCUUCCCAUCACCCCGCCCCGUUCUCCCACUUUCCAUCACCCCGCCCCAUUCUCCCGCUUUCCAUCACCCGCGCCCAUUCUCCUGCUUUCCAUCACCCCGCCCCAUUCUCCCUCUUUCCAUCACCCCGCCCCAUUCUCCCUCUUUCCAUCACCCUGCCCCAUUCUCCCGCUUUCCAUCACCCCGCCCCAUUCUCCCGCUUUCCAUCACCCCGCCCCAUUCUCCCGCUUUCCAUCACCCCGCCCCAUUCUCCCGGUUUCCAUCACCCCGCCCCAUUCUCCCGGUUUCCAUCACCCUGCCCCAUUCUCUCGCUUUCCAUCACUCUGCCCCAUUCUACCUCUUUCUAUCACCCCGCCCCAUUCUCCCUCUUUCCAUCACCCCGCCCCAUUCUCCCGAUUUCCAUCACCCCGCCCCAUUCUCUCACCUCUUUCCAUCACCCCGCCCCAUUCUCCCGCUUUCCAUCACUCCGCAUUCUCCCGCUUUCCAUCACCCCGCCCCAUUCUCCCGCUUUCCAUCACCCCGCCCCAUUCUCCAACUUUCCAUCACCCCGCCCCAUUCUCCCACUUUCCAUCACCCCGCCCCAUUCUCCCGAUUCCAUCAUCCCUCCCCAUUGUCCCACUUUCCAUCACCCCGCCCCAUUCUCCCUCUUUGCAUCAGCCCGCCCCAUUCUCCCUCUUUCCAUCACCCCGCCCCAUUCUCCCGCUUUCCAUCACCCCGCCCCAUUCUCCCGCUUUCCAUCACCCCGCCCCAUUCUCCCGCUUUCCAUCACCCCGCCCCAUUCUCCAGCUUUCCAUCACCCCGCCCCAUUCUCCCUCUUUCCAUCACCCUUCCCCAUUUUCCCUCUAUCCAUCACCCCACCCAAUUCUCCCGCUUUCCAUCACCCCGUCCCAUUCUCCCGCUUUCCAUCACCUCGCCCCAUUCUUUUGCGUUCCAUCACCCCACCCCAUCCUCCCCUCUUUCCAUCACCCCGCCCCAUUCUCCCGAUUUCUAUCACCCCACCCCAUUCUCCCUCUUUCCAUCACUUCGCCCCAUUCUCCCGCUUUCCAUCACCCCCGCCCCAUUCUCCCUCUUUCAAUCACCCCGCCCCAUUCUCUCGCUUUCCAUCACCCCGCCCUGUUCUCCCGCUUUCCAUCACCCCGCCCCAUUUUCCCGCUUUCCAUCACCCCGCCCCAUUCUCCUGCUUUCCAUCACCCCGCCCCAUUCUCCCUCAUUUCAUCACCCCGCCCCAUUCUCUCGCUUUCCAUCACCCCGCCCCAUUCUCCUGCUUUUCAUCACCCCGCCCCAUUCUCCCGCUUUCCAUCACCCCGUCCCAUUCUCCCUCUUUCCAUCACCCCGCUCCAUUCUCCCGCUUUCCAUCACCCCGCCCUAUUCUCCCUCUUUCCAUCACCCCUCCCUAUUCUCCCUCUUUCCAUCACCCCGCCCUAUUCUCCCGCUUUCCAUCACCCCGCCCCAUUCUCCCGCUUUCCAUCACCCCGCCCCAUUCUCCCGCUUUCCAUCACCCCGCCCCAUUCUCCCGCUUUCCAUCAACCCGCCCCAUUCUCCCGCUUUGCAUCACCCCGCCCCAUUCUCCCGCUUUCCAUCACCCCGCCCCAUUCUCCCGCUUUCCAUCACCCCUCCCCAUUCUCCCUCUUUCCAUCACCCCGCCCCAUUCUCCUGCUUCCCAUCACCCCGCCCCAUUCUCCCGCUUUCCAUCACCCCGCCCCAUUCUCCCUCUUUCCAUCACCCCGACCCAUUCUCCCGCUUUCCAUCUCCCCACCCCAUUCUCCUGCUUUCCAUCACCCCGUCCCAUUCUCCCGCCUCUUUCCAUCACCACGCCCCAUUCUCCCGCUUUCCAUCACCGCGCCCCAUUCUCCCGCUUUCCAUCACCCCGCCCCCAUUCUCCCGCUUCCCAUCACCCCGCCCCGUUCUCCCACUUUCCAUCACCCCGCCCCAUUCUCCAGCAUUCCAUCACCGCGCCCCAUUCUCUUGCUUUCCAUCACCCCGCCCCAUUCUCCCUCUUUCCAUCACCCCGCCCCAUUCUCCCUCUUUCCAUCACCCCGCCCCAUUCUCCCGCUUUCCAUCACCCCGCCCCAUUCUCCCGAUUUCCAUCACCCCGCCCCAUUCUCCCGCUUUCCAUCACCCCGCCCCAUUCUCCCGGUUUCCAUCACCCCGCCCCAUUCUCCCGGUUUCCAUCACCCUGCCCCAUUCUCUCGCUUUCCAUCACUCUGCCCCACUCUACCUCUUUCUAUCACCCCGCCCCAUUCUCCCUCUUUCCAUCACCCCGCCCCAUUCUCCCGAUUUCCAUCACCCCGCCCCAUUCUCUCGCCUCUUUCCAUCACCCCGCCCCAUUCUCCCGCUUUCCAUCACUCCGCCCCAUUCUCCCGCUUUCCAUCACCCCGCCCCAUUCUCCAACUUUCCAUCACCCCGCCCCAAUCUCCCGCUUUCCAUCAACCCGACCCAUUCUCUCGCUUUCCAUGACCCCGCCCCAUUCUCCCUCUUUCGAUCACCCGCCCCAUUCUCCCGCUUUCCUUCACCCCGCCCCAUUCUUUCGCCUCUUUCCAUCACCCCGCCCCAUUCUCCCGCUUUCCAUCACCCCGCCCCAUUCUCCCGCUUUCCAUCACCCCGCCCCAUUCUCCAGCUUUCCAUCACCCCGCCCCAUUCUCCCUCUUUCCAUCACCCUUCCCCAUUCUCCCUCUAUCCAUCACCCCACCCAAUUCUCCCGCUUUCCAUCACCCCGUCCCAUUCUACCGCUAUCCAUCACCCCGCCCCAUUCUUUUGCGUUCCAUCACCCCACCCCAUCCUCCCCUCUUUCCAUCACCCCGCCCCAUUCUCCCUCUUUCCAUCACCCCGCCCCAUUCUCCCGCUUUCCAUCACCCCGCCCCAUUCUCCCUCUUUCAAACACCCCGCCCCAUUCUCUCGCUUUCCAUCAGCCCGCCCAGUUCUCCCGCUUUCCAGAACCCCGCCCCAUUUUCCCGCUUUCCAUCACCCCGCCCCAUUCUCGUGCUUUCCAUCACCCCGCCCCAUUCUCCCUCAUUCCAUCACCCGCCCCAUUCUCUAGCUUUCCAUCACCCCGCCCCAUUCUCCCGCUUUUCAUCACCCCGCCCCAUUCUCCCGCUUUCCAUCACCCCGUCCCAUUCUCCCUCUUUCCAUCACCCCGCUCCAUUCUCCCGCUUUCCAUCACCCCGCCCUAUUCUCCCUCUUUCCAUCACCCCUCCCUAUUCUCCCUCUUUCCAUCAUCCCGCCCUAUUCUCCCGCUUUCCAUCACCCCGCCCCAUUCUCCCGCUUUCCAUCACCCCGCCCCAUUCUCCCGCUUUCCAUCACCCCGCCCCAUUCUCCCGGUUUCCAUCACCCGGCCCCAUUCUCCCGCUUUCCAUCACCCCGCCCCAUUCUCCCUCUUUCCAUCACCCCGCCCCGUUCUCUCGCUUUCCAUCACCCUGCUCCGUUCUCCCGCUUUCCAUCACCCCGACCCAUUCUCCCCCUUUCCAUCAACCCGCCACAUUCUCCCGCUUUCCAUCACCGCGCCCCAUUCUCCCUCUUUCCAUCACCCCGCCCCGUUCUCCCGCUUACCAUCACCCCGCCCCAUUCUCCCGCUUUCCAUCACCCCGCCCCAUUCUCCCUCUUUCCAUCACCCCGCCCCAUUCUCCCUGUUUCCAUCACCCCGCCCCAUUCUCCCGAUUUCCAUCACCCCUCCCCAUUCUCCCGCUUUCCAUCACCCCGCCCCAUUCUCCCGCUUUCCAUCACUCCACCCCAUUCUCCCGCUUUCCAUCACCCUGCCCCAUUCUCCCGCUUUCCAUCACCCUGCCCCAUUCUCCCGCUUCCCAUCACCCCGGCCCAUUCUCCCGCUUUCCAUCACCCCGCCCCAUUCUCCCGCUUUCCAUCACCCCGCCCCAUUCUCCCUCCUUCCAUCACCCCGCCUCAUUCUCCCGCUUUCCAUCACCCCGCCCCAUUCUCCCACUUUCCAUCACCCAGCCACAUUCUCCCACUUUCCAUCAGCCCGCCCCAUUCUCCCUCCUUCCAUCGCCCUGCCCCAUUCUCCCUCCUUCCAUCAUCCCGCCCCAUUCUCCCUCCAUCUAUCGCCCUGCCCCAUUCUCCCUCCUUCCAUCAUCCCGCCCCAUUCUCCCUCCUUCCAUCACCCCGCCUCAUUCUCCCGCUUUCCAUCACCCCGCCCCAUUCUCCCACUUUCCAUCACCCAGCCACAUUCUCCCACUUUCCAUCAGCCCGCCCCAUUCUCCCUCCUUACAUCGCCCUGCCCCAUUCUCCCUCCUUCCAUCAUCCCGCCCCAUUCUCCCUCCUUCCAUCACCUCGCCCCAUUUUCCCGCUUUCUAUCAGCCCGCCCCAUUCCACCGCUUUCCAUCACCCCGCCCCAUUCUCUAGCUUUCCAUAACCCGCCCCAUUCUCCUGCUUUCCAUCACCCCGCCCCAUUCUCCCGCUUUCCAUCACCCCACCCCAUUCUCCCGCUUUCCAUCACCCCACCCCAUAUUCCCGCUUUCCAUCACCCCGCCCCAUUCUCCAGCUUUCCAUCAGCCGCCCCAUUCUCCCGCUUUCCAUCACCCCGCCUCAUUCUCCCGAUUCCCAUCAACCCACCCCAUUCUCCCGCUUUCUAUCACCCGUCCCCAUUCUCCCUCUUUCCAUUACCCCGCCCCAUUCUCCCGCUUUCCAUCACCCCGCCCCAUUCUACCACUUUCCAUCACCUCGCCCCUUUCUCCCGCUUUCUAUCACCCUGCCCCAUUCUCCCGCUUUCCAUCAACCUGCCCCAUUCUCCCGCUUUCCAUCACCCUAGACCAGGCUCGUGGACCAGGCAAGCUCGUGGACCAGGCAAGCUCUUGGACCAGGCAAGCUCUUGGACCAGGCAAGCUCCUCCACCACGCAAGCUCCUGGACCAGGCACGCUCGUGGACCAGGCACGCUCCUGGACUAGGCAAGCUCUUGGAUCAGGCACGCUUCUGGACCAAGCAAGCUCCUGGACCAGGCAAGCUCCUGGACCGGGCAAGCCCCUGGACCAGGCAAGCUCGUGGACAAGGCAAGCUCCUGGACUAG